Molecule: messenger RNA, 2232 nt
Organism: Penicillium egyptiacum
Lineage: Eukaryota; Fungi; Ascomycota; Eurotiomycetes; Eurotiales; Aspergillaceae
Source: the annotation of a GenBank genome assembly
AUGUUGACGUUCAGCCAUAUGAAUGCAGACGCAUUCGAGAACCCUAAGAAAAACAAUGGUCGAAAAAGACCCCGGUUUCGGGAGCCCGUCGCAUGUAACCAUUGUCGAAAAUCCAAAGUGCGCUGCGAUCGCAAGUCACCAUGCAAACCGUGCCAAGAUCGUGGAAUGGGCACACAGUGCGCUUACUCCCGCUCCAAAAGCCACACAGUCUCGGAAUCUGCCACACCACUAGCAUCCCCUCGAAGCACAGAGAUCCACGUACUCUCGUUGCAACAGCCGUCACCCCGCUCCUCCGAUAACGAGAUCCACGAUCCACGAUCGGUCCUGCCCCACAACCAGUCCACCGUCAGUCAUGCCAAUAGUGCCUUUAAGGGGUCGGACUUCAAAACAAGGCUGAUUGGCGGCACCCAUUGGAUUGCCGUGUGCAACGAUUUGCCCGUCAUAGGGGCGAUGCUGGAGAAGACCGUUGAUUUUCAACCGACGUGGAUAAUUUUCGCGAAAGUCAAGUCUCUUCUUCGCGUCGCAAAUUCGGUACCAGCCGGAGAGAAUGGAGACAGUAAGAAGCUACUGAAUCUUCUUCCCGAUCGAUUGACCUGCGAAAAGUGGAUCAGGCGAUUUUGUGAAACAUAUGGUAGAAUCUACCAUGUGAUCGACCAGAACUGCCUGAUCACCGAGCUGGAGGAAAUAUUGGUCGCAUCCGUCGACACCAAUGAAGUGCACGUUCUCAAGAUUCUGUUGGUCAUUGCGAUUGCCAUGCAGACCGACAAGUCAGAGCGACUACGCGGGCGUCUAAUACUGCAAGAAUCGGAGAGCCGCAUUCAUGCAUCGACACAGUUCCAAAAGCCUUGUAUAGGUGUCGUGCAGGCUUUAUUGUUGUUGAUCAUCAUGAAGACUAUCACGGCCUCUGACACUGAUAAUAUUUAUAGCCUCAUGGGUAUCAUGGGGCUGACCACGCAAAUGGCUCUGAGCAUGGGAUUGCAUAGGGAUCCGGCUUUGUUCCCCGGUGUCACUCCAUACUAUGCAGAAGUUCGGAAACGAUUAUGGGCGUGCUUCUUUCGAUUGAACCUCGACUAUUGCAUCCGGAGUGGAUCCCACUUUGGUAUUCGAUUGGAAGAUGUGGACUGUCCUCUCCCGAGCCCUAUCGACCUUCUGACCCUUGAGCCGAGAACCAUAACGGAGUCAGCUACCUUAUUGGACCAGGCCCAGGAAGCAACGGAUCAGGCUUUCAAUAUCGCUGCAAUGAAGCUUGCUAUAGUGAGAGCUCCAUUACAUCAGCGACUUUGCUCUACAGCUCCUCAAUUAUCAAGCGAGGUACGCGAUCGAAUGCGCGCCUCCUUGCACAAGAUCCUGCGAAAGUUGCCUCCGAAUCUGCAAGAGGGAGCUUCGUCAUGCAGUCCAAUCGAAAAGCUUCAGCAAGCCUUGUUAUCAGUGCAUGUUCAUAGCUUCAUGAUUAUCAUCACACUCAAUUUUGUCGUAGGAGUUCCGUCUCAUAAUUCACAGCGGGGCGAUCUCUAUGAAGCAUGGGACAAUUCAGUGUCAAUUCUCUAUCAGUUGCAGGAAGUGUUACAGAGCGGCUCUGAGCUGUCUAGCGUGGCUUACCAUCUACUUUGGACCGACCUUGCCCGCGCAGCAUUGACCGCAUGUUUGGUGGUUGGUCGCCUGCGGAGCAUCAAUCUGGGGACAACCGUCUCCAAUGGCCCCCCGCCCACGCUGGUCGUGUUUCAACAGCUUUUGCUGAAAUCUCUAGAUUCUUUAUCACAGAUUUUAGCGGGAAGAUACCGUCUCGGACCUGUUGCAGCGAAGACCAGACUUGUCCUUGCUGUCGCGACAAAUAUCACAUCAAGCCUGAUCGGCGACUUUGGCGGCUCACAACAGGAUUCCAAGUUCUUCCAGGUCGGCAUCACAGCUGCCGAAGAGGUCGUAACCGAGAUGGAGCGUUCUCUGAAACGGGAAAACCAAGACUCGACACUCGCCUUGCCGGGAUCCAAUACCGCAAGGACGUCUCCACCAAGUGCCCCUGCCCCAACACCUCUUGCGACGAACUGGAUAGACCAUGCACAACUUCCAGAUCCCUUAAUUCAGAUGUUGUUUCCAACCGACUGCGACUUCUACCCCUCAGAAUCUCCGGGGCUGGGGAUGCAGUCCGAUCUAUGUCUGCCAUAUUCCAUGGCGCCAUUCGAAUCUACUUCGACGAUUCAGUCCACGCCUAAUCUCUUGUGGGAAGACGUAUAA